This is a messenger RNA of Pocillopora verrucosa, 474 nucleotides long. NCBI's taxonomy places the organism in Eukaryota, Metazoa, Cnidaria, Anthozoa, Scleractinia, Pocilloporidae. The record is from RefSeq and is a predicted model, not a curated record.
AUGGAGAACAACAGCACAGCCAACAAACCCUCCAAGAAACUCAACUUCAACGAAACUGGUGUUUUCCCGUUCCUGUCUUCCUCUGCCGCAAGUCUGGAUUUUACGAUUCCAGACAUUGAAAACCAACUUCUUGCCGUAAAGACACUCGGCGUCGAAAGGAAUUUGAUUACCAGCAGUAAACGGGAGCGUUGGCGACAACAAAAUGUCAACAUGGCAUUUUCCGAACUACGAAAACUCCUCCCGACUUACCCACCGGAUAAAAAGCUCUCCAAGGUAGACAUUUUAAGAACAAGUAUCAAGUACAUUCGGUUUUUGGACAGAGCGUUAAAAGAAAUGGACAAAGCAGAUGAAGAAAGAGAGGGACACAAGAAUGGAAGAGUGGAAUCUCGUUCUUGUGAAAACAGAGAUGGAGUAACCUUUACCGAAGAUCAACACAGGCCUUCUUGCUGUUUCCAUAACUUAGAGAGAUCUUGA